UGUCAACAAAAAUGUUUCUUUAUUUUAUUAGUCAAAAUUCAAACAUAGAACGUGCUGUUUUGGUAAAACAUUUGUCUACAAUUGUUAACAUUUCCGUAUUUUCUUGACUUCUUUGACUCUUGCGGAGUGUUCAAAAUGGUCUAUCUUAGUCGCCCCUGGACUCCCGUCUUCAAUCCCUACUACGUCGGACCGUAUCCGACUUGCGCUGCUUGUCCAUGUGGCUUCGACAUUUAUAAAGGAUACACUCCUGGUGGCUGGCAUAGUUGUUGCUAUAGAAGCUAUUAGUUAUGAAUGUCUCAAAAGUCACUGAAGUAGUCAAGGCGGAAAUUGGAAUAACACCUAAAUUGCAGAUCGUUUCGGCAUACAUAUACCACCUUCUUAUCAAAAAAAAAGUUUUUAAAUUAUAUAAGCCAAAAAUAAAUAAAAUAAAAUAAAGAAAUUUUUGGUUUUAAAAUUCAAA
Drosophila rhopaloa is the source of this 460-nucleotide messenger RNA. RefSeq lists its product as uncharacterized. Lineage: Eukaryota; Metazoa; Arthropoda; Insecta; Diptera; Drosophilidae. The transcript has 2 exons. The record is from RefSeq and is a predicted model, not a curated record. The coding region runs from base 136 to 285 and encodes 49 amino acids.